Molecule: messenger RNA, 2238 nt
Organism: Ectocarpus sp. CCAP 1310/34
Lineage: Eukaryota; Phaeophyceae; Ectocarpales; Ectocarpaceae
Source: the annotation of a GenBank genome assembly
AUGGCUGCGUUCUCGCCGUCCGCGUCGGCCGCGGUCCCCUUGGUUGUCUCCCCCCGCGCAACAACAAGCCGCCCCCCCAGCUACAGCCCCCGCGCCGGCGGUGGCGGGGCCGUGCCCCUCUCGAAGACGGCCCCUUCGGAACUGCCGGUGCUUGGCGAAGGCGGCGGCGGUAGCGGAAGUUUACAGGUGACGAUCGAAGGGGAGGACGAAGGGGGAGCAGAUGAAGAGAGGUCAGUCGAUGCUACUCCGGUGCCGUCGCCGCCGGCCUUGUCGCCGCUGCCGCUGUCUGGCCCGCUUCCGUUCUCUAGCACGUGGAGCGGCGGCGCGCAGAGAGCGAAGCACGCCCUCCAACGGGGCUACUCGCUCGGAGGGGCAGACGGGGGCUUCAGAGCGACCGCGGCGGGGGGAUUCGAGGACGAGGGGCCUGGCAGAGACAGGGGGAGCUUUCGGUUCGACAGCGCACAGGUGGAGGCCAUGCAGGCGUUCGACACCAAGAGGCGCGUGCAGGGCGAGAUCGAGGCCGGCAUCGUCAAGUUCAACUUGAAGCCCAAAGACGGCUUGGCCUACCUCCACUCGAAAGGCCACUUGGACAGCAAGGACCCCGCGUCUGUGGCGGCGUUCCUGCGGGCCCAGGCCGAUCGCCUCGACAAAACGGAGGUCGGGGAGUUCAUGGGCAGAGGCGCGGACUAUCUGGGCGGCUUUUGCGUCAAGGUGCUGCACGCUUACGUCGACGGGAUCGACUUCACGGACAUGGAGUUCGACGAAGCGAUUCGCCAUUUUCUCAGCGGGUUCCGGCUGCCGGGGGAAGCUCAGAAGAUCGACCGCAUGAUGGAGAAAUUCGCCGAGCGGUUCUGCCUACAGAACGCGUCGGUUUUCCCGAACCCCGACACAGCGUUCAUUCUUGCUUUCAGCAUCGUCAUGCUCAACACCGACCUUCACAAUCCAAGCAUCCCGGACGCCAAGCGGAUGACUAAAGAGGGCUUCAUUCGCAACAACAGAGGCAUCGACCAGGGCAAGUCACUCCCGGACGAGUUCCUCGGCGGUGUGUUCGACCGCAUCGAACGCUCUCCGAUCUCCCUCAAGGAGGACGACCAACUCCGACGUAAGGCGGAGGGAGGAGGGUCGUCCGCGACCACAAGCCUGCAGGAGCUUCUGCCCUUCGCGGCCUCGGCGCAGAGCUUGAGGAAACUUGCCGAGCACGAUCGCGAACGGCAGGAGAUGCUCACGUCCUCUCGAGCGCUGCUAACGAGACAGAGGGGCCACAGCUCGUCAAUCCAGAACAGCUACACGCACCUUUCCAUGGAGGGCGGGGGGGAAGGGGACGGCGCGUGGAUGUCCCAGGACAUCGCGGAGCACGUGCGGCUCAUGCACGAGAUCACCUGGGGUCCGCUCGUGUCCGUCUUCAGCGAGGUGUUGGAAGCCUCGGAGAGCCCUGAGCUGAUCGAACUGUGCCUGGAGGGGGUCAAGAAAGCAGUGAGAAUAGCCGGAGGACUAGACGUGCCCGUCGCCCGCGAGACGCUGCUUAACGCGCUGGUCCGCUUCACCCUCCUAGACGCAUCUCGUCACAUGAAGGACAAGAACGUCCGUUGCGCGAAGGUGCUGCUGUCGCUGGCGUUGACGGAGGGCAACCUUCUGAAGGAGAGCUGGGGGUUGGUGCUGCGCUGCAUCUCUCAGCUCGCGAGGCUCCAAAACACCGCGAGCAGGCUUCAGCAGGACGACACUCUGUUCGGGGUGACCGCCGCGGCAUCCAGCAACAGCAGUAGCGUCAAGGUCAGCAACAGCAAGAAGCAGUACAAGGCCGCCUCGGCGGCAGCCGCCGCCGCCGCCGCGAAGGCGAAGCGAGCGAGGAGGGCGACAACCAUGACGGCCACCGCUCCGUCACCGCGGGCCCUCCAGGGCGGCAUCGGCGUCGGCGACGUCGCCGCGAAGGCGGGGGAGAAGGACGGUGCGGAGGCGGACGGCAAAGGUGGAGACGCGGAUGCUAGCGCGAAACAAGGGCGGCGGGCGAAGGACUCGCUGUCGAUAACCCUGCCGGAGUCUUCCUUGGGUUCGCCGAAGAAUAAACCAUCGGCGGCGGCGGCGGCGGCGGCGGCGGGAGGAGAAACGACGGACUGGUUGAGCGACCUGAAGAUCGCUUUCGGCGUCUCCACGACGAGCACCACCAGCAAGAACAGGACUUCCAAAGAUAUCAAGGCCGCCACCGGGGACGAAACGGGGGUGGGAGAGGGGGGGGGGGCC